Molecule: messenger RNA, 2469 nt
Organism: Elaeis guineensis (African oil palm)
Lineage: Eukaryota; Viridiplantae; Streptophyta; Magnoliopsida; Arecales; Arecaceae
Product: receptor-like serine/threonine-protein kinase SD1-8
Biological process (GO): recognition of pollen; protein phosphorylation
Molecular function (GO): protein serine/threonine kinase activity; ATP binding
Source: RefSeq, a predicted model, not a curated record
AUGAAGAAACUGUCAUUACCUCUCCUUCUUUUCACUCUCUUCUCUCCUUCCUUUGCCAGGGACUCCCUGACUUCAACCACGUCACUCCUCGACGGCCAAACUCUGGUCUCGACCGGUGGAAUCUUCGAGCUUGGCUUUUUCAGCCCAGGUAACUCUCCUUACAGAUACUUGGGCAUAUGGUACAAGAAAAUUCCAGUUCAAACAAUCGUAUGGAUCGCCAAUCGAGCCAGUCCUCUCACGGAUUCCACUGGAGUUCUAACGAUCCGCAAAGAUGGGAAUCUAGUCCUGCUCAACAGCAGAGCCGAAGUUCUUUGGACUACGGGCUCGAGAGUAAGUGCCAGUAGUAACCCAAUAGCACAGCUCUUGGAUUCUGGAAACUUUGUCCUUACAGCAGAAGAAAGUAGUAGUCCGGAGAGCUUUGCAUGGCAGAGCUUCGACUACCCUUCGGAUACGUUGCUGCCCGGCAUGAAGCUCGGAUGGAAUCUGAAGACGGGUCUCAACCGGUACAUCAGUUCAUGGAAGAGCUCCGAUGACCCGUCACCGGGGAGCUACUCGUUCAGAAUGGAUCCCCAUGGAUCGCCGGAAUUGUUCCUAUAUCGGGAGUCUACAAAGAUUCACGCAAGCGGGCCAUGGAAUGGGCUUCAAUUCAGCGGCAUUCCCGAGCUGAAACCUGAUGAUUUUUUCCGUUUCAGUUUCAUCUCAAACAAGGAUGAGGUCUACUACACGUAUGAGAUAAACAAGGGCUCCGUUGUUUCGAGGUUGGCGGUGACUACAUCGGGUCUGGUCCAACGUUUCGUGUGGCUCGACGCCACCCGAGCUUGGAACGUCUUCUGGUCGGAUCCGAAAGACCAGUGUGAUCAUUAUGCGGCGUGUGGUCCUUUCGGUGUCUGCAAUUCCAAUCAAUCACCUGUUUGUAGUUGCUUGGAAGGAUUCCGGCCAAAAUCACCGCAAGAGUGGAAUCUGAGAGAUGGUUCCGCUGGGUGUGUGAGGAUUACUCCUUCGGACUGCAAGGGAGAUGGAUUUGUAACGCUGAGUAAUAUGAAGUUGCCAGACACCACGAGUGCCUCCGUGGAUGAGAGCAUGAGCCUCAAUAUGUGCAGGGAAAGUUGCUUGAAGAAUUGUUCUUGCAGGGCUUAUGCUAGCGCUAACAUCGGUGGAGGGGAGAGCGGUUGUAUCAUUUGGGCCACUGAUCUGAUAGAUAUCAGGCAUUUUGUGGGCGGUGGGCAAAAUCUUCAAGUAAGGCUUGCGGCAUCAGAGCUAGCUAAAAUGAAUUCGGGGAGGAGUUCGGACGACAAGAAAGUGGUAAUUGUCUCUGUAUUGAUAUUUUCUGGGUUGCUGCUCUUGGGGAUUGGUGGCUGUUGUAUGUUGAAUGAAAAGCGUAGAACAACAUCGUCACCCUCAUUCAGUGGACGUGGACCAGCUGCCUACCUAGCAAAAGAGCAUUGUUCAGAUGAUGAAAUAAGAGCUAGCAAAGAACUAGAUCUUCCUUUCUUUGAUCUUGAGAUCAUAUUGGCUGCCACAAACAGCUUCGCAAUUGAAAGUAAAGUUGGAGAGGGUGGUUUUGGCCCUGUUUAUCAGGGCAAGCUCAACAAUGGGCAGGACAUAGCUGUGAAGAGGCUAUCUGAAAAAUCAUCACAAGGACCCGACGAAUUCAAAAACGAGGUUAUGUUGAUUGCUAAACUUCAGCACAGGAAUCUUGUCCGGCUUCUAGGUUGUUGCAUUCAUAGGGGAGAAAGGAUGCUAAUCUAUGAAUACAUGCAUAAUGGAAGUUUAGACACCUUUAUAUUUGAUGAAGGAAAGCGUUCACUGUUGAGUUGGCAAAAUCGCUUCGUCAUCAUACUAGGGAUCGCACGUGGACUUCUCUAUCUUCAUCAAGAUUCUAGAUUUAGAAUAAUACACAGGGACCUAAAAGCUGGCAAUGUCUUGCUAGAUAGAGAGAUGAACCCCAAAAUCUCAGAUUUUGGAAUGGCAAGAAUAUUUGGAGAUGAUCAGACUCAUGCACGUACACGCAAAGUGGUGGGGACAUAUGGAUAUAUGGCUCCUGAGUAUGCGAUGGAUGGCAUAUUAUCCAUAAAACUUGAUGUCUUUAGCUUCGGCGUUUUAGUAUUAGAAAUCAUCAGUGGCAAAAGAAACAGAGGAUUUUACCAAUCUGAGCAACAUUCAAACCUCAUUACGCAUGCUUGGAAGCUGUGGAAGGAAGGAAAGAGCUUCGAGUUGCUGGAUGAAUCUUUGGAGGACUUGCAUACGUCUGAAGUCCUGAGAUGCAUACAAGUGGGUCUUUUAUGUGCUCAAGCGCAACCCGGAGACAGACCAAUGAUGUCCUCAGUUAUCAUGAUGUUGGCUACUGAAAAUGCUGCACUGCCAGAACCAAAGGAACCUGGUUUCAGCACUGGGGAAGGGUCAGUUGAUAUCAAAACUUGUAUCCACAGUGCGAAUUAUUUAACAGCAACCUCGGUGCAGGCUAGAUAG